Agrilus planipennis (emerald ash borer) is the source of this 4580-nucleotide messenger RNA. RefSeq lists its product as uncharacterized. The coding region runs from base 137 to 4228 and encodes 1363 amino acids. NCBI's taxonomy places the organism in Eukaryota, Metazoa, Arthropoda, Insecta, Coleoptera, Buprestidae. Gene Ontology annotation, molecular function: actin filament binding. Gene Ontology annotation, biological process: actin filament bundle assembly. Gene Ontology annotation, cellular component: actin cytoskeleton; plasma membrane. The record is from RefSeq and is a predicted model, not a curated record. The transcript has 20 exons.
AUAUUAAAUUUCAGUCUGAAAUAAACCGGCGGAAGGUGUAUAUCGUAAGCUGUUUGUUCUGUGGUGUUAUUUAUAAAUAAAUCGGUGAAUUUUUAGCCCUAGCGGUUAAAGAAACAGUUGCAGAGGGAUUACAAAUAUGGCUGAAACUGUGAAGAAGUCAAGGAUUGUAAGUGAUCCUGAUGAAAAUUUGGAAGAGAGUUUGAUGGAAGAAUUUAACUUAAGACUAAAAAACUGCAUGAACAAUGAUGAUGAAACGUUCGAAGAUGGCCAGCCCGUCAGAAUAUCGCCGGAAACGCACUACGAAAACAUCGAAACGUUAAAAAACGGAAUCGACAAGGUCGACAGUGAACCUAGAAACAAUCACAUAAUAUUACCCGAUCUGACAAACGGCGGUAGCCAACACUUUAUCGACAUAGAAAGGGACCAUAUCAGUAACAAUCUGAAGACUGCACUUAGUUCAUCAGAAACAGACCAAAAGAAUGGAUACCGCGAAGACGUCCGUCAAUUGGAGACCAAGACUGAAACCAGAGACUUAACCAAACCCGAACCAGUCUACGACAUACCCAAAUUGCCCCCACACCAGGUGAAAACCAUCCCCCACGAUUUGUACGCCGACCAAGUCGACCAUGUCGCGUCCAAGCCAAUUCUUGAGCUUCCCGCCACAUGUCUGAUCGAUUUCUCUGAUCCCAACGUCGAAACCACACCCGAAACGAAAUCGGCGAAAGACAGGAUGCUCCUGUCCACGGACGACACUUCGUGUCUUCUCUUUACCCAGACCGUUACCUCCCCAAUGCUUACCCCUUCCGAAGAAAACAUCGAUUUCCUCAAGGCGCUCCAAACCCAGACUGAUAUGAACCACAAAGAAACUGAGGGUGUCGUCGCAAUAAUUGAAAAAGAAGAAGUUCCUAUAUUCGACCCCAACGUCACCAUAAGCGAAGCCGACAGCGAGAUCCUGGAACCUGGGAGCGAGGCCGAUUCUAAACACGACAUAGACGAGGACAAUUCAAAGUCUGAAGAACAAGAGAUACAAACGACGGGAAUUUUGGAAAACGGAAGUGGCGCGGGUGAGGCCAUUUACGAAAACGCCGAGUUCCUCCAGGAACAUGCGGACAAUUUGGAGAGCAUUUACGAAAACGUCGAGGUCAUUAGGGAGACGUCGAAGAGGAGUAGCAGCAGCGAGUGCAAAGCCGCGGGGUCGGAGAUAAGCGGCGACGUCGAAGUCGAAAACGUACUCAAUCUGAAAGAGAACAGCGGCAACGGCGACUUCAAGGCCGAAACGUCAAAAUUCAUACAAAACGAAAUCGAAUUUGUCGAAAACAACGACGACAGGGUCCCCGUUCCGUCGCCACCUCCCCAAAACUCCGACGAACUCAAAGACAGUCUCGAAGCAGAAACAAUUGAAAUCCAAAAUCCUCCUCGUGAAUCUUCAAAUGUUGAGGAAGAACAACUAGUAACAGAAACAAUAACGAAAGGUUCGCCUUCAGGAGACCAAGCAGAAGAAACAAAAGAAGACCGCAAGUCCGUUCCCGAUAAACAAAUCGAAGACGAACAGAAACCCGAUGUUGCGAGAGACUUGUCUUCCGGUGACCAGUCGGAUUUUGUCGACCGGAAGCCGGAAGAGGCGGAAUUGAAUAAUAAAGAAGAAAUAACAUCGGAAACGAUUGAGAAUAACAGCAACGAUGUCGAAACAACAACCGAAGUGAAGAGGACGAUUAUUGGUGAUGAUGAUGUUGAUGAUGAGGAGGCCGUUGUUGCAACGACCACUGUCGAGUCGAUUAGCAAGUUCGAAACUGAAAAGGUCAAAUCGUUGAAGAUGCACUUCAUGAAAACGGACGUGAACGAAUCGAUUGUGCUGCAGAAGGCGGAAGAAAAAGAACUCGAGGAACUGAAAAGCUUCAACAUAAUGAAGAAAAUAAGCAAGUUCGAGAGUAAUUCUGUCGUAGCAACUAAAGAAACCGCCGCAACUAAUAACGCUUGCUCUAACAUUCAAAACAACUGCAGUACGGUCACUCACACCGAAACCCACUAUGUCGAGACCUCGGCCGAUCUUCGCAAUGGCGAAGAAAAAGCCGUAAAGAAAAAGAAGUCCAAAAAGUCGAAGAAAGAUCACGAAAAAGAGAACAUAUCUGUCACCGAAACUAAAGAAGAAGAUUCGUUUUACAAUGUCAACGUUAAAAACCUGUGUAGGAGUUUUGGAGAUUUGACAAAAAUCGAGAAAGACAAGGGAAAACUUGAACGAAACAAUUGGAGGACAAAGUCUUUGAACGAUGUUCGUCAUUUAACGUACAACCGUAAUAUCGAAGUAUUCAAAGGGGUGUCCGUACGAGCGCUGCGAGAAAGGUUUCUCUGUGGUUGUGACCAUAAAGGUCUGGUUAAUGUAGGCGAUAUGGCAUCUAGCGGCAACAUUAACGAUAGGAUCCAGAAGCUGAAAUCCAGUUUCAACAAGUUCGACGCUUUGCAGAAGAAGAAUGUGCUGCACGUCCGGUCAUCCGACGCCUCAAAGGCCCAAGAAAAGUUUUCUGGUGGUCAAAUUGAAAAUUCGAACUGUAAAGCUUGUGAUAAACCAGUUUUCCAAAUGGAAUUAGUCAAAGCUGAGAAGGCCGUUUGGCACAGGGGCUGCUUCAGGUGUACCGAAUGUAAAAAACAAUUAACAGUGGACACCUUCGAAAGUCAUGAAGGUAACCUGUAUUGUAAGCCCCAUUUUAAGGCCCUGUUCGCUCCAAAAGUUGUCGACGAUGAUGUUCCCCAAUUUCCUCGAAAAUACGAACUUAUUAUACGUGAAAAUCAGCCCCAAGAAUUACCACCAGACGUUGUUAGAGCCAGCGACAAGCCGGACUUGGGUCUGGAAGAGUUGCAGUCUUUGAACGUGAAAGAGCGUUUCCAAGUUUUCGAAAAUCAUCAGACGGAAACGAAUCAAAUCGACAAGUCGCCGUCACCGGUGAACGUGAAGAGGUCCCCGUCGAUAUUGUCGAAACUGGCUCGGUUCCAGGCCAAAGGGAUGAACGUAGGCGUGACAGACGAAUCCCUCAACGGAAUCCCGAUCGAACUGAGCGAGUCCGAGGAGGAGGAGGAAGAGGAAGAGAUAGAGGGUGAAGAUGCUGAUUUGAUACGCGCGAAACGUGUCCAAAAAGAAAAACCAUUCCACUUUGUCCAGCUGUCCGACGUUAAGAACAAAUGGGAGCACGUGAACGAGAAUAGUAAAGACGAGAGGCGGGAGGAGAGGAAACAAGAGAUACAAACGAUUAGAAGUCGUUUGUUUCUGGGCAAACAAGGGAAGAUGAAGGAGGCGUAUCAGCAAGCUGUGAUGGAAACGGAAACGGGGCACCCGAAAAAGACUGAACCCAUAGAGAUAACGAGAGAAUUGGCCGACACGCGGACCAUCAAAGAAAAAUUCGAAAAGGGCGAACUGACCAACGACGAAAUUAGGAAUAAGGAACAGGAAGACAUGUCUGUCUUCGAAAGUGGUAAGCAAUCGUUUUUUCCAAAUUUAGCGAAUUUUCCUCUAUUUAAUUUGAUCUUCGAAGGAUUUUGCCUUUUAAUAAGAAUUUCAGAAGCAUUUCAACGAUCUUUUGCAGGUCCUAAACCGUUGAAACGCUUCACCCCUCCCCGGGAGCCUAUCCGGCGUGAAACUAGCAGCGAAGAGGAAGAAAGUGGCAGUGAGGAAGAGAGCGAAGAAACAGAAGAAAACGAAAGGCCCACAGUCCCAGAUCAAGAUCUUCUUGAGGCCCAAAAGGCCGCCCGUGCCCGGCAGUUAAGGGCGAAAUUCGAGAGAUGGGAGGCGGACGAAAUCAAGAGGGAGAAUGCGGGGGUUGUGAACAUUGCCGAAGAAAUUGGAACAACCGCUGACGAACAGUCUCAAAUUGAAACCACUAGAAGUUUACGCGCUAGAUUUGAAUCAAUGAGGGAGACAAGCAAUGCACCCAGACAAGCCCCCAAAGUCAAAGUCAACAGAUUCGUGGAACCUAAAGAAAGCGUCGAAAUGUGCAACAGGUGCAGCUCCCGGGUUUACCCCCUAGAAAAAAUUACCCUCCACGGUCUUAUUUAUCACAAGGGUUGCUUCAAGUGUAUGGAAUGUAACGCUGUUUUAAGGAUGGACUCGUACUGUUACAAUAAGGGCUUUUUGUACUGUCCGGCACAUUUUAAGCGUCUUUUUAUUUCGAAAGGGGACUACGAUACAGGUUUCGGUUUGGAUAAUACCAAGGACAAAUGGAAUGUUGUAGCCUCGUAGUUAAAAAAAAUAAAACCUGUGAUAUUUUUUAAAAAAGUAACUUCUCGAUAAAAAAAAAAACUAAAACACUUCUUCGAGGUACUUAAAAUGUAUUUUCCGAUUUGAUUUUUUUUAUAUGUGUAAACAAACGCGGGAUCGUAAUCAUCAAAUUGUUUUGUCGAAAAUUUCGAGACGAUUAUCAAAUCGAUGUUGUUUCGACUUGCCGUUUAUCCAAGUCCUAUCCCGAAUGGUGCCCUUUUUUUUUAUCACAUAAUAUGUAAUUUUUAAACAUUAAAUAAGAUGUUAGUUACUAGGUUAUUUAUCGUUUUAUAUAAUACAAAGAAAAAGUCCAAUUUUUUAUUAUUAUUACGAA